AUGAUUCCAUCCCUGGUCACUAAAGAGGGAAUUAAAACAUUUGAAUUGGAAAAAAUCACUCAGUGCUUCCAAGAUUUUUAUGCAUCCCUGUAUGCUCCAGUGGAGGUAAAUACUAAACAAAUAGAAAAUUACCUAGAUAAGGUUGGACUAGAACUUGUUUCCCCAGAGCAUGCCCCAAUCACUGCUGAAGAAAUAGAACAGGUGAUUAAAAUAUUGAAACCAGACCUGGAGCUGCAGUGGUAUGGCUUGCCCGCGGUUUCCAACAUGCUGCUCGAGAUCGGAGGCUUGGAGUUCUCGGCCUGCCCCUUCAGCGGCUGGUACAUGGGCACCGAGAUCGGAGUCCGCGACUACUGUGACAACUCUCGCUACAACAUCCUGGAGGAAGUUGCCAAAAAGAUGAACUUGGACAUGCGGAAGACCUCCUCGCUUUGGAAGGACCAGGCCCUGGUGGAGAUAAACAUUGCUGUCUUAUACAGCUUCCAGAGCGACAAGGUGACCAUUGUGGACCACCACUCAGCCACGGAGUCCUUCAUCAAGCACAUGGAGAAUGAGUACCGUUGCCGGGGAGGUUGCCCUGCUGAUUGGCCUGAUCCAUGGAACACGCACAUCUGGAAAGGCAUCAACGGCACUCCCACCAAGAAGAGAGCCAUUGGGUUUAAGAAGUUAGCAAACUACCAGCUUCAUAGUUCGGGCAGCAGCAGCGAUCGCACUCCCAAAUUAGCCAUUUCUUUCCUCACAAGGCUCCUGAGUGAGAGCUGGAAGCUUUGCCCUCGCUCGGGUUUGGCUGUGUCACAGUGCCGCCCCAUCAGCACUGAGAAUAAUGUCAAAAUUGGUUGUGAAGAUCUUGGAGGCUUCAGCUGAUUUCUGUCUCAGAUGAUCUUCUAAACCCUGGGUUGGAAGAUUUGUCUGUAGCGGAUUAGGCAAGUUCAUGGAGGGUAGCACUAUCAAUGGCUACUACUAGUCCUGAUGGCUUUUCUUAUGUUUUCUUUUCUCAUGUUUUUAUGGUUUGUCAGUUCAUGCACAAAACUCCAGCCAUUUGGUAUCUUAAUUUUCUCGGAGGCGUGUUCAGAGAGCGGCUUCA
Rhineura floridana is the source of this 1081-nucleotide messenger RNA. RefSeq names its product nitric oxide synthase 1-like. Gene Ontology annotation, biological process: nitric oxide biosynthetic process. NCBI's taxonomy places the organism in Eukaryota, Metazoa, Chordata, Lepidosauria, Squamata, Rhineuridae. The transcript is spliced from 2 exons. Bases 1 to 861 code for a protein of 286 amino acids. Gene Ontology annotation, molecular function: nitric-oxide synthase activity. The record is from RefSeq and is a predicted model, not a curated record.